Molecule: messenger RNA, 652 nt
Organism: Ostrea edulis (European flat oyster)
Lineage: Eukaryota; Metazoa; Mollusca; Bivalvia; Ostreida; Ostreidae
Product: heavy metal-binding protein HIP-like
Exons: 3
Coding region: 71-625 (184 amino acids)
Molecular function (GO): protein binding
Source: RefSeq, a predicted model, not a curated record
AUACAGUCACUUCAUGUAUAUAGCUACAGUGUAUAGUAUAAGGUAAUAGGCAGGACUAUCGCUGUCCAGCAUGAUUUCAAUGCUUACGAUCAGGGUUAUGUUAGUCCUAAUGGCUAUAUUGACUGAACUUGAUGCAAAAGAAACCACUCAGGAUUUUAUCAGUAAAUAUAACAAGUACAACACCGUCUGUCGAGGAAUGGGAUACGAAAGUAGAAGCUGUAAACGAAAAGGCCAAGGAAUCAUAGCUUUCCAUGCACGAACUUCGUCCACUCUCAAAAAUAUCGGUAACCAGGCUGUUGUUGUCUUUGGGAAAGUAACUCUAAACUCUGGAUCCGCCUAUAACGGUAACACAGGGAUAUUCACAGCACCAACCGAUGGCAUCUACUCCUUCACAUGGACUAUUUUGACGCAUCCUGGGUAUUAUUUCAACACAGAAAUUGUCAUCAAUGGAAAUAUAGUUGGGUAUAACAAUGUAGAUGGAAAAAGUAACAGUUCCCAAUACGAGGCUUCCUCAGCAACAGCCGUGAUUAGAAUGAAGAAGAAGGACAAGGUUUGGAUAAGGACACAUGGGGCUGGCUCCUACGCAUACAAGUACUGGUCGUCAUUCUCUGGGUUUCAAUUGUAACUAGAAAAAAAUAAUUUGGGGAAAAAU